AUGUGCACGGCCGUGGGAGUGGCUGAAGGAGUUUCCGACUUCCUGGCGAGCCUGGGUGACCCUGAGACGUGGGGCCACCGUAUCGCGGGCUACUCGGGCGAGUGCGUCGUCGAGCUGCCCCCGGACCGCAAGUCCAAGACCGCGAAGGACGAGUCGCACAUCGUGUUGGUCAGCAUUUCCGACGGGAUAUGGGGCGCGGCCGUGUCGCUGGUCCGCGCUGGCUUCGCCAUCGGCGGGUACCUGGGCAGCGAGGUCGACAACGGAGCCUGGCGAGUCCUACGGUGUCGCUGGCUGGGCUGA
Messenger RNA from Prorocentrum cordatum, 300 nucleotides. NCBI's taxonomy places the organism in Eukaryota, Dinophyceae, Prorocentrales, Prorocentraceae. The record is from the annotation of a GenBank genome assembly.